This is a messenger RNA of Paramacrobiotus metropolitanus, 2664 nucleotides long. RefSeq names its product crossover junction endonuclease MUS81-like. The transcript is spliced from 11 exons. The record is from RefSeq and is a predicted model, not a curated record. Gene Ontology annotation, cellular component: nucleus; Holliday junction resolvase complex. Gene Ontology annotation, biological process: double-strand break repair via break-induced replication; DNA catabolic process; resolution of meiotic recombination intermediates. Lineage: Eukaryota; Metazoa; Tardigrada; Eutardigrada; Parachela; Macrobiotidae. The coding region runs from base 274 to 1959 and encodes 561 amino acids. Gene Ontology annotation, molecular function: 3'-flap endonuclease activity; crossover junction DNA endonuclease activity; DNA binding.
CCUCGUAUAUUUCCGUUAUUUUUGUAUAACUUUUUAACGUUGCCGUUAUUUUUUUACAGUUUAUUUAUUUACAAGUUGAAACUUGAGAAAGCUGCUAUUAUAAAAAUAAUAAGCACUUAUAAAAAAACUGCAUGCGGGUUGUACUUCUUUUAAAAUUUGUAUAGCAGCCGAGGGAGGCAUGCGAGAGUGUUUCGCCUAAAAGUAUCCACGAUUGGAUCAUUGGUCGGUUGACAGUUUUGCACAGUUUUUGCUUUGCACAGAAGAGUCGCCACGAUGGACGAGGACGAUGUUUCGAGGAAUGGUUACAAAUCGCUAUUCAUUCAGUGGCUGACGGAAUGGAAAGAAGAUGCUGCCAAAACCCAGAACAAAAUGCAGUAUUGCUAUGCCAACGCGUUGCGAUCGAUUAAAAAUUAUCCGUUAGCACUGUAUGAUGGCUAUGCCUGUCAGCCUUUGAAGAAUUUCGGGCCUACGACGUGUAAGAAAUUGGAAAAGAAAUUAACUGCCUACCUGAAAGAAAAUAAAAUAACAAGAAUAUCUCCGCCUGAUCCGUUUUUGGCUGCCAUAUCCGGUGGCUCAUCCGGUUCGGUGCCAUCUGUUCGUCGCGCCAGUCCUUCCAAGUUUCCCAGCAAACGUGGCGGAAAGCCGAAGAAUGCCGACGUCAACAGCGGAAAAUCUCCGACAAAGCGUGCCAAUCGUAAACGCAAAUCCGAUCAGAUGGAGCAGGACGAGAGCGCCGAUAUCCUGGGUGACUUACCACCUCCCCGGCCGAAAAAGGCCAGAGCGCCGAAAUCCAAGUCAACGGACACCAUCACCCUCUCGUCCCUCUCUAGUGUCCCCUCCACCGGUUCGGGAAGCGGUAUUCGGCCGGUGUCAUCCAGCUCCGUGGUUGCGAUGAGCACGGCGCGGAUGGUGACCACCACGGUUAGAAGCCAACCGAUCUUGACGAUCGGGGGCGGCGGUGGAUGUGUGGUUAGGACGUUUUCCUCGUCCAGCGUGGAGAGCAUUCAACAAGUGGGAAAGCAGCGCUCCGCCAGCAGUGUACAGGACCGCGGUGUGGAGGAAGAACGGUUUGCACUCACUCCGGGGACAUUUGAUGUGAUGUUGUGCGUGGAUAAUCAGGAGAUACAUGGAAAUGGAUGUGUGCGAUCAAAAACAGACGUGAUUCUGGAGCUGAAGAAACACGGCGUCGCUUUCGAUGUGCGCAACUUAAAAGUAGGCGACUUCCUUUGGGUUGCCCGCGAGAAAUCGCACCUAGCAGUGGGAAGAAAGCCCCAUGAACUGGUUUUGGAUUUUAUUGCGGAACGGAAGCGUGGCGAUGAUCUGGCAGUUAGUAUCAAGGAUGGACGGUACACCGAUCAGAAGUAUCGAAUGAAAGAAACCACCAUCAAGCGCGUUAUCUAUAUCAUCGAGGACUGUAGCCGUUUUAUGAACAAAGGGUUACCGGAUCAGGCGCUGAUCCAGGCGCUGGCUAACAUCAAAGUUCAGGAUGGAUUUGUUGUGCAAGAGACGGAAAAUUUGAGAGCAACCGUGGAGUAUUUACUACGAAUGACGCGAUAUCUGGAACGAAUCUAUUCGGUUAAGACGCUUCGAAGUACAACUUUCGCCGAGCGGUGGGAGAACGUUGUUGAUCUGGAUCUGAGCAGUGCUCAACAGGAACUGCUAAGCUUUGCAGGAUUUUCUUCUGUAGCGAAGCCGAAUCAGGCUAAGACAGUGUCCCAAACGUUUCUCAUGCAAUUAUUGGCAUUGGAUGGAAUGUCGCCAGCUAAAGCUUCUGCUGUCGUUUCCGUUUAUCCCACCAUCAGAGCAUUAAUUGCUGCAUACGACGCUUGUUUGACGCAGGACCAAAAAGAGACGAUGUUGAAAGAUGUCAAAUUUGGACUAGGAAUGAGAACGAUUGGACUUAUAUUGAGCAAAAAGGUAUGCCGACUGUAUUGCACGGAAGAAAGUUUCCGGAUCUGAGAAAGUGGAAACCGAUUUGUAUCAAGGCUGUCCAAAAUUUUGCGUUUUCUGUUCUUGUGUUGUAACAGACUCUGGCGAGGAGAUCACGAGUGAUGCUUUAUUGACAAAUAAAGGGAACAAUGCUGCGUAAUAGCAGGAAAAGCAAGAACAAAGCACUGAUGGCUAAAAAAACAAGUGGUUGCUAACAGGGUUCUUGAGCGUCUGAUGGCGUGAAAGGAAUGCUGGCGGCAACCACGUGCUGUGUGCCAUCAGCUGUGUGAUGAUGCGCAGACUGGACUCAAUCCAACGCGAGCGUAUGAACGCUGAGUAGUACUGCGAGAGAGGAACGAGAGAGCAAGUACUGCUCAGUGUGUGCGCCGCGUAUAUCCGCUUCAGCGGAUGAGUGCAGUGCAGCAGCACACGUACGUACAGCGAGAGAGGCGAUAACGGCAUGCAAUGGGUGCAAGUACGUCCUAUGUGGACCGUACGCACCAGGCGCAGUCGUACGCCUCUGACAUGCCUCUGGGCGGGAAUCCGAGCUCCUGCGAAGGAUGCUCCGACUCGGUACCGCACCAGUACCGCACAACUCUCCGGUUGGACCCACGUGGGGUCGCCGGUACGCGUCCUCUGGCAGUGGGAGUCCGGUGUCUGGUCGACCGUCCCUUCUUCACUUCCGAACCCAUGAGUGGAAGCCACUCACGGCCGAGAAAUCCGGAAGCCGCUCGG